AAAACCUGAAAUGCUUUAGUUAACAGGUCGCAAUAUUCUAACAAUUCAAAAUAAUUUGCUUAGGAAUUAUUUCAUUAAAUAUUGAAAUCUUCCCUAAGUAAAUAGUGUCAAUGUUUAUCAUUUUAGCUGUUCAGUUAUUGUUUCCGAAUGAUUAAUAUUUACAGAGAUGUAAACUCGGACACGUGUUAGAUUUGCAACGCGAGUUCAUUAAAAAUCCUUGCUUUGGAAGCGGUUAAUAAUUUUAAACCGCAGUGAUAACGAUAGAAAGAAAACCAAACAAGCAUUAGACAGCGGAGAUACGAGAAAAGUCAACAAUACCUUUCCCUUUUGUACAUUCGAUUUCUGAAUUCCACCCAAAGUACAAAUGAGGUUUUUACCACAAGGUCGCGAGGACAUCCAUUUAAAAGCCACAUUUCAAUUGUUUAUAUUCGUUUAAUACUUCAUAAAGCAAAGCACUUAGCUUCAAAAUGCCGACAUAUCUUUGAAGGUACCGACUUCACCGUAAGUUAAUUUAGAUUUGUCGUGGAUUAUUUGUCUUUUCGUCGCUUUUAAUGUCAAAUUUCCGAACCAAACUGCUUAAACAGUAUGUUCUUAUAUUCUAAAGCAGAAUUUGUACGAUUGUAAACCCUUUAACUACCUUAAAUGGGCGGAAUUCGGCGUGAAACAAGUGGCUAGUAAUAAGAACUAUCUUUUGCAAUAAUAACUCGAGACCAGAGAUAGAAAAUCAACCGUACUUUUCUUGGUUGCCGAAGGCUUUCACGGUGGGAGGUCUUCGACCUUGGCUCCCAAUUUCUUGGAAGUAAUUUUUUUUGUGUUGGUAUUCUUUGAGAAUGCCUCAGGGCUAUAAACUUAUAAUAUUAUCUUUAUCAAAGAUUAUUGUUGAAAGAAGUAGAUAAAUAAUUAUGAAAAAUGUUCUUAACUGGCUAUAAAGAAAUGUUGGAAAAAUAAGAUCCACCAAUUUUGACUUAAUUGCCAUAAAAUUAUUACACUUGAUUUUUGUACAUUCGUGUCCACUUAAAUAGUAUCAAAUCAGGAAUCAAAAAUUUGCAGUUAUGAAUAUGUUAAAACAUUCCCGCCCUCCAAGAACUGUUCCUUCGUCUUGCCCAGUAUAGACCACGUUUCUGUGAAAGGUUCUGUGAAAGGUUCAAAUAUGCUACACGGGUAUUGCACGUUCAUUUGACACUCCUUGAAAUUUCCGGACAUCCAGGGCUACCCGAAGUCUUCGCCUCUUGCUCUUCUAGCAGCAACAUGUAGUAAAAUCGGACAACCAAGUUCUGUUUUGGAUUUAGCAGACUAUCAUAACAAACUCUACAACUCAAUGUUACAAGAGCAAGUCAAUGUACAACAUGCCAUGAACAUCCAGAACCAGUUGGCCUCUUACCAAGAGAGAAAUCUACCUCUAACUCCUCCAGCAGAGCCUCAUUACCCAUCAUCUUUCCCAGAGUUUUGCUUCUCAGCAAUCCAGAAGCCACAUCUUCCAGGUUUACCAUUUCAUCACGGAGCUUCGCCUCACCCUCCCAGCUCCGUCUGUAUGACUGUUCACGGCCACGGAUGUCCUGCAACAGUAGCAAGACCAACCUACUCUCAGUGUACUGCAGCAUCUUGCAAGUCUGAGCGUGCUGAGGCACCACAACACUGGUGGAGUGUAGAACCUAGUAAAGUCCCGCGUUCUCCUAUCGCUACUGGUUUACCAGGAUCUCCUACGGGACACAACUUCUCAUUUCACGGCCUACAGAAUCCCUCUCCUACUGGGACGUAUCAUAGCGCGUUCACUUCAACUUUUGCCAGUUCACAAGCGGUUACUGCGACUCGAAGGUGUAGACGGUGUCGGUGCCCAAACUGCCAACUUGCAGCUACGACUGGAAACACGACCAAAAGAAAGCAACAUAUCUGCCAUAUACCUGGAUGUGGUAAAGUCUAUGGUAAAACAUCGCAUCUCAAGGCACAUCUGAGAUGGCAUACAGGGGAACGACCCUUUGUUUGCAACUGGCUUUUCUGUGGGAAAAGCUUCACCAGAUCAGAUGAACUUCAAAGACAUCUUCGUACUCAUACAGGAGAGAAACGGUUCCAAUGCGAAGAAUGUGGAAAGCGAUUCAUGAGAAGUGAUCACUUGAGAAAGCAUCAGAAGACGCAUCAAAAUAUUCCCAAAAAGGACAAGCCUGAAAACACCGAGGAAUAUAGUAAGGCACUAACUGUGGAUGUAGAUGAAUCAAACGUAAAUGAACUGAAUAGUGUUAUGGCUUUAACUCCCAAACAAGAAGAAAAUGACAAAAUGGAAGCUUCAGCGGAUUGCUUUAUCAACGUUGAACACUAGCCAUAGCGUGAUUUUAAAAAAGGAAAACGCUUAUAAAUUAAAUUUCAAGAAAUGAACUUACAAAACUCCAAAGAAAAUCAGUUUAUUUUAAGAGAUGAUAUGACAAACGCUAUUCUCUAACUUUCUAUAAAAUAUUAGAAUUAUGGAUCAUCUGUCCACCUUAAGUUAAGAAAAUGUAUGUAUAUAUGAUAUUAUUAUAUGCGCAAAUAUCAAAUGAAUUUGCUUUAGGUCGAUGUGCAGUGCAUGUCGACUAUUUGACAAUGUAUGAUGUGUAGUGAAUUGCACAGUGAAAUUGGGCCAGAUAACGAUUACAGAUGAUUUAUUUUAUAUUACAGCUCAAUUUGUGUAAGUUUUAGCUUAUCCAAAAGAGAAAUAAAAUCAUUUUCUAGCUAAAUUGAUCCAGCUUUUGAAUAUAUUAUUCUUGAAAUUGUUAACUUUAUUCGAUGUCGGCCCUUUUUCAUGUUCAAGGAUAAUUUUAAUUUGCAAGAUGCAUUAGAAUGAAAGGCUUAUACUUGAAAACACUGCCACGGAGCGUCAUUGUUCGUCGGUCUUUACGUUCAAAUCUCUACUCUUCGAAUGUAUUUUACUAUUGUGAUGAAGGGAUAGUCGAUUGUAAGUGAUUAAAAGCAGUUGAAAAUCCUUU
Molecule: messenger RNA, 2957 nt
Organism: Actinia tenebrosa (Australian red waratah sea anemone)
Lineage: Eukaryota; Metazoa; Cnidaria; Anthozoa; Actiniaria; Actiniidae
Product: transcription factor Sp5
Biological process (GO): regulation of transcription by RNA polymerase II
Molecular function (GO): RNA polymerase II cis-regulatory region sequence-specific DNA binding; DNA-binding transcription factor activity, RNA polymerase II-specific
Source: RefSeq, a predicted model, not a curated record